Gavia stellata (red-throated loon) is the source of this 1223-nucleotide messenger RNA. RefSeq names its product nucleoporin 37 (gene NUP37). Gene Ontology annotation, molecular function: protein binding. The record is from RefSeq and is a predicted model, not a curated record. The transcript has 9 exons. Gene Ontology annotation, cellular component: nuclear pore outer ring. NCBI's taxonomy places the organism in Eukaryota, Metazoa, Chordata, Aves, Gaviiformes, Gaviidae. The coding region runs from base 60 to 1040 and encodes 326 amino acids.
UAGAUUUUCAUUCUGGAGAAGACAUCACUUCCAUGAUACCUUGACUUAGUCCACUGAAAAUGAAGCAAGAUUCUACUAGAAACACUGCUUACACUGUGGAUUGUGAAGAUUAUGUGCAUGUGGUAAAAUUCAAUCCAUUUGAUAGUGGAGAUGCAUGUUCCCUCAUUGCAUAUGGUGGCAGUAAUUACGUAGUUGUUGGGACGUGCAGAUUUCAGGAGGAGGAUGCGGAAGUGGAAGGCAUGCAAUAUAAGACACUAAGAACGUUUCAUCAUGGAAUCCGAGUUGAUGCCAUAGCAUGGAGUCCAGAAACUAGACUUGAUGCUUUACCUCCCCAGAUAAGGUUUUGUACUGCGGCUUCUGAUAGGAAGUUAAGACUAUUUACUUCAGACCUGCAAGACAAGAAUGAAUUUAAGGCAUUUGAUGGCCACUCAGAUUACAUUAAUGAUCUGGUGUUUUCUCCCAAAGAAGGUCAAGAAGUUGCAAGUGUAAGUGAUGAUCACACCUGCAGGGUCUGGGAUUUGGAAGGAAAUGAGAAGGCCCAUUUUGUUUUACGUUCUCCUGGAAUGAGUGUUUGCUGGCAUCCUGAGGAGGCAUUUAAGCUGAUGGUAGCGGAGAAGAAUGGAACAAUACGAUUCUAUGAUCUAAUUACACAGCAGGCCAUUCUCUCCCUAGAGUGUGAACAAACGCCACUGAUGUCAGCAGACUGGUGUUUAAAAAACACUCUUAAAAUUGGAGCAGUUGCUGGAAGUGAUUGGCUGAUCUGGGAUAUCACUCGCUCCAGUUAUCCACAGGAUAAGAGACCUGUCCAUCUUGAUCGAGCCAGAUUAUUCAGGUGGUCCCGAGUGAAUGAAAAUCUGUUUGCAACCACUGGAUAUCCAGGAAAGACAACUACUCAACUGCUUGUUCAUCAUUUAGGACAUCCCCAGCCCAUUCUUACUGGCACUGCAGCUGUAGGAUCUGGUUUGACAUGGCAUAGAAGUCUUCCAUUAUGUGCAGUUGGAGGAGAUCAUAAAAUUUUCUUCUGGGUAACUGAAAUGUAAAAUAAGCAUUUGCCUUCAGUAUGAAACUUUACAGCAUAAUGUCUCUUUCCUAGUAAAAUGAAGGAAUUUACUCUUUGUACUGGUAUAUAUUCACUUGGAGAACAUAAGAAAGGAACAAGUAAAAUAUGAAAUAUUUGUGUUUGAUUUUUAGCUUGCAAAUAAAAAGAGCGUUUGUAAAAUCAA